Messenger RNA from Rhopalosiphum padi (bird cherry-oat aphid), 6113 nucleotides. RefSeq names its product protein gooseberry-like. Bases 567 to 2579 code for a protein of 670 amino acids. Gene Ontology annotation, molecular function: DNA-binding transcription factor activity, RNA polymerase II-specific; RNA polymerase II cis-regulatory region sequence-specific DNA binding. The record is from RefSeq and is a predicted model, not a curated record. Gene Ontology annotation, biological process: anatomical structure development; regulation of transcription by RNA polymerase II. Lineage: Eukaryota; Metazoa; Arthropoda; Insecta; Hemiptera; Aphididae. The transcript has 7 exons.
CGUUCGAUAUCAUACUCGAGACGCGGCGGUAGUCUAUGUUUGACGAGCGGACGCGUUCGGUCGACGACCACGACCACGAUCACGGUGACCGCGUUCAUUCGUCAGUUUUCAAAAUAAUAUAUUACCUAUAUUAUUGAUAUUGCGGGUGUUAUAUACAGAUCGAGCGAGCAUCGGUAUACCGUUCCGUUUUCGUCGUCGUCGUUACCGAGAAAUUUUUUCUCCUCCAGGUUUUUACGCCCCGUGACAUCGCCGCCACCGCCGCCGCAGUAAUAACCUCCGCUGCGGCUGAAGCCCAAAUAAUUAAAUAGCUUUCACGCGCCAGUCGCGUAUGGCCGUCGUCGUGAUGCGUUAUUGUGUUCCGUCGACGAUCCGUUGGCGCGUCGAUCGGAAAUCGGAGUUCGCCGAGAAGACACGGUCGUAAGUCGAAAUAUUUUGAUUUUCAAGUGGUCACAAUUAUUAAAGUAAUUCCUAUAUUAAAAAUUGUGUGGCACCCACGAACAAAGCAGUGAACUAAUUAGUUUCUUUAUUAAUCAAUUUCAAUUAAAAAUAAUAAAAUUGAAAAAAAUAUGGCCAAUUCUACGUCAGUGACUAAGUGUACUGAUUUUUCCGUGUCCAGUCUAUGUCGAGACAUGAAGACUUCACCUCCUGAUCCUGCAAUCGUGGUCGGUGGAACCGGAACUAAUAUGAAAUUAACACUGCCUCUAGCUGCUUGCGCACCGUUUUCAUCCAAUAUAAAUGGACCAACUGCCAUCACGACCGCAGUUGCCGGCAGACCGCCGCAGUCCACGUCGCCGUCGCCGUCACCGUCGCCAGCCACGCUGCGCGAACUGUACGCCAUGGCGGCCAGCCAACAGCACCAACAGCAUUCGCGACUGCUCGAGCUGUCCAACAGAUAUCGCGGGUACCCGGAAAUCGCCCAUCACGUGUUCAACCAACAAGGAGCCGUCACCAAGUUGCUAGGGACCCUAAGACCUCCCGGUUUGAUUGGUGGAAGCAAACCCAAGGUUGCCACCCCAGCAGUCGUAUCGAAAAUUGAAUUCUACAAACGAGAAAAUCCAACGAUAUUCGCGUGGGAAAUUCGCGAAAAGCUCAUAUCUGAAGGAGUGUGCACGAACGGCACGGCGCCAUCGGUGAGCAGCAUUAACCGGAUACUGAGGAACAGGGCGGCGGAGAGGGCUGCGGCCGAGUUCGCCAGGGCUGCCGGGUACGGUCUGUACCAGGUGUCGCACCCGUACGCGUCGUUCCCGUGGCCGCCGCACCCGCACGGCAUGUGGCCGGGUGUGGCCGCGGCUGUCUCGUCGUCCGGCGGACUUCCGUUGCACCACGGGCCAGGCGCGUCCAACAAGGCCACGCCACUGCAGCACAUGAUCAACGCCCAUCAGCCUUGCGGCGUCAUGUCGUCCAGAGAUCUCAUGCCCAGGCUCAUAGGCGACGGAUCCGGAGGCGUCGACGGUUGCAAAGAUGACAUGGAAAGCGUAGGCAGCGGCAGCGGUUCCGAGCAACCAAAGUUCAGGCGCAACCGGACCACGUUCAGUCCGGACCAACUCGACGAAUUGGAAAAGGAGUUCGACAAGAGCCACUAUCCGUGCGUGAGCACUCGCGAACGGCUAGCUGCCAAGACCAGUUUGUCCGAAGCCAGAGUCCAAGUGUGGUUCUCGAACCGAAGGGCCAAGUGGCGGCGGCACCAGCGCAUGAACAAAUCGCGUCGGUCGGGCGUGGCGGCCGCGUCGACCGUGUCGGGCGGCAGCAGCGGUUCGGCAGCGGGUACGCCCACGCCGCCGGUCGUGUCGCCGGUCGCGGGGGCGAUCGGCGGUUCGUCCGGUGUACCGGACGGCGUCGGCGGCCCCCCGUGCCCGGCCACAGUGGCCAGGUGUCUGGGCGGUGGCGAGAACAGCGCGUUCCGGUCGCUCAUGCCGCAACAGCACUUGCACCGACAGCUCGUCCAGCAGAGUUACGCGGCGUCCGAGUCGUCCGAAGAGAUAAACGUGACGACGGACGACGAAGACGACGACGGCGGUCGCGUCGGUGGCGCCGGUGGCGAAGAACCGAUGGACGACGCAGACGGUUCCAAUUCGUCUUCGUACAACGCCCAUAACGACAACAACAAUAACGACGGCGGCGGCGGCGGUGGCGGAGAUGGCGACGAUGUCGGUGACGGCGACGGCGACGGCGGAAAGACGUCGGCGGCCACCGCUCUGGCACCUCAUCAUCAUCAUCAUCACCAUCACAAUAACAAUCACCCGUCCCGUCCGCGAUUCGGCGCCGACCGACUUCCGUACUUCGGUCACAUUAUGCAUCCGGCCGACGUGAAACGAACGGUCGACAGCCCGAACAACAAUCAUCACCACCUGAACCACCUAAACCAACACCCUCACAACAACAACAACAACAACCACCACAGCAACAACAACAUUCACCACCACAACAGCGUGCUGUCCACGAUCGCUUCGUGGCGCGAAAUGGCCGCCUUUACCGCCUUACACCACCGGGCCCUCGAACAGGGCGCGGCCAAAGCGGCGGCGGCGGCUGCGGCUGCGCAACCGCUGCAGUUAACCAAGUACGACAAGGACAGAGCGUAGGCGCAGGUGUUACGGUUUACGACCAAAAGUCCGAUUCAAAAGUCUCCGUCCGAUUAUCGAUAUAUUAAUCGGUUGCAAAUCGUAUCAGGUAAACGCGAUCAAUAUCAAGACACGACGUAACAUUGUAUAUUAUAUAUUUAGAGACAAGUAAGACGGUCUAUAUAGUAUUAAGUUUAAUUUUCGUCGCCACACUGUCAUAACGUGGUGUGUCGUGUUAAAUAUAAAUUAUGAGAAUAUUAUAUUAUAAUGUCGAGAUGGACGGAAAAAAUAAUAUUGAAUACGGUGGUACAGUGGUGACAGUGAUGGAGGUUAUAUUGUACGUUUGUAAUGCACUACAGCAUAGAUCAGCGCUCGAUCAAAGACUUUUGAAUCGCUCUGUAUCAUAAUAUAUAAACAUAGCGAUAGACGAUAGUAUAAUAAUAGUAUAUUAAUAAAGUAUGACACAAUAAUAAUGUCAUCGCGUGUUUGCACGGGUAGGAAUAGUCCGAUGGCAGUUUCCGGUUUUUUUUUUUCAUUUUUCUGCCUUUUUCUCCCAGAUUAUACCCCCAUCUCUCGUCGUUAUAAUUUUUUGGAGGUUAAUUUAAUUUAACGCCGUCGAACCGAUUCUCGUGUAGUCGACGGUAAUAAAGAGUAAUAAUAAAGUACCCCUCUCGUCCUUCGGGGGAGCGUUUAUACUUAGUACGGUUUAUUUGCAUUUGCAGGGCGUAGGUACGCAGGACGAGUUUAUUUCCAAUUAACGUCGUUUCGCAUGCCGAACGGUCUCGUGACUACAUACACUCAUCGAAUACAAGGACUUGAGGUGUUGCUUUAGGAAGAGGGAUACAAUAUUUCCCCGAACACUCGAAUAUCGCAUUGAGCUGGGCCGAGGUGAGAGCGUUUAUUAUUAUUUUUUAAUGACAACAGGGACCCAUCGUUUCUGGCACAUUAGGUAGAUACAUAACAUUACACUAAAAUCGGGAAAUCGGGAGAAAUAUUUCCGGGGGACACUCUUCAUCGCCAGACGACCGUCCAUACUGCUGCUAUUUUAGAUUUUAGGUUAUUUAUUCCUCUUUUCGUUUUAAUUAUGACGUUUUCGUAACUGCGUGUGUGUUGUACACCAUUUGUUAAUGUAUAUUAAUCGCGAUUACUUAUGUAUAGUAUUUCAUGUAAGACGUGUAUCCAGUAGGCAGUAAGUAGUUAAUUUAAAUCAAUUAUAUUAAUAUUGUAAUGUUGUAUAAUAUGUUUAGUUCAUGUUGGUCGGUUCAACGAUCGGUAUGAUCAUAAUAUUAUAUGUUUGUAUAUAUAUUACUGUGGUGUAUAAUAAUAGUUUAUGGUGUUCGAAAUGUACAACAUAGUCAAUGGAACAAAAAAUAUGAAACAUAGCUAUACAUACUUGUACCUAAUAAUUUAAUAAUAGGAUGAUGUAGGUGUAAAAUAAUAUAUAUAUAUAAUAAUAAUAAUAUAAUAAAGACGAGUUUGAUGUGACGUCUAUUUUUUGUGUUUUUUUCGCCUAUCGACACGGUUUACACCGUUUUGAUUACAUUUUUUAUGUAUAUAAAAUAUAAAUAGAGUGGCUAUUGAAACACAUAAUAUAUGUACAUUCAAAUAGUUUAGGUAAGCAAGUGUGUUUUUAUUUAUUUAUUAUUUAUUUUUAUUUAUUUUUUUUUUUUUGUAAAUAACUAUUGUAGACGAUUUACAAGUACCGCGUUGAAUGGAAGCGUUGUAAAUCCAUACCGUUUCGCGGAUAUUGCAUUUAUUUUAUUCAAGUGCUGCAGAUAUCGAUAAAACAAUAUUUUCAUUACUUAUUCACAAUAAUAUAAUAAUAUUAUAGAUACAUAAAAAAUAACAUAAAUAUGAAUUAAAUAAUAUCCACCUCGUGGCUUACAAAUGUUCAAACCCGUAUUAAAGGCAUAGGACCACAAUGAAUCGUGUACACUGAAUUUUAUAGAAUUUUUCUGUACAAGUUGUAACCCGUUUGCAGCAUUGUGUGGUGCUAAAGAUUUAUUGCAUACAAAUCAUAAUGUUAAUAUAAUUUAAUAUUGUAAUAUAUUUUAUCAAUCUCUGCAGAGACCAUCGAAUCAUGAUUUGAAAUCUGUACGUAUUUUAUAACGAAACCCAAUCGAUGUAUAAUUGUAUUUGUUUUUGGUAAAGGUUUCGGUGUAUGAUAAUAAAAUCGUCGAUAUCUUUUUAUGUCAUUUUCGGUCUCUAUGCGUGUAAAAUUGGGUUACUCUCAUCCCCGACGUCUUUGAGUUUAUAUUUCCAACGAUAUCCGUACCACAGUGCUAUGCGUACUAUAAAAUAUACACGACAGGAGUGUUUUGAACCACAAAAUCCUAAAACGCAUACUUAUUGAAGACCGACGUGUACAAAUUAUAAUGUUCUGUGGACACGCAAACCACGCUCACCGCUAAGACCAUUUUCUCGGAUGUCUUUGUACAUGACUUUUUUGUUUGUCGAAUCACGCGUGCACUUAUUUUUAAUUGUUUUUCUUUUACUCGAACAUAACUUAAGGUACACUACACUUUGGAUUUAAUUUUUGGAGGGACAUCAAAUUCUGUACGAUUCUUAAACUUUAGGUUUACGUAAUAAUAUUAAAUAUAUAUAGCUAAGAUUGCAGUGAUGUACAUAUUAACAUAAAUAUAUUUAUUAAAUGUCAAAUUAGACACAUUUAUUUUAGUCUGGGAAGGUGAAAUCUACGUGGGCGGUGCUAAAAGUUCAUUGACAUUAGACUGGAAAUUAGAUGUCCAACUGAAGUUUGAUUGGGUCGGGGAGGGGGGCAAUAUCCCCUAUUUCCUGCACCCCCAAGUCCACCUACGAGUACACAUAUCGUGCUUGACCGGAGUUAAUAACAAAACGAGCGGGUGCGUUCAAAUUCGUUUGUAAAGUAGUUCGAAAUUUAUUGAUUUCGGCCCCGGUAGGUGUGAAUAAUGAUAUUGUCACCUUUGCCCGGGGAAAGAACUUCGACACCAGCAACGUAUUCAGGUGUUGGAACCAUAUGUGUAUCGCGUCACACGAAUCGUGUUUAUUUAAUGCUUAUGAACACAUUUACUUAAGCGCUUUCGAUCGAAAAUAGAUGUACAGUGUCGCGUUAUAUGAUAUAUUAUGUAUAUGUUUUGAUAUAACAUUAUACACACAUAAAAUAUUUUUACAAUGUAAACGUAUUAUAGUUCAUAAGGUGUAAACAUUUAUUUUUAAACGGACAUUUAGAUUACAUAGACAAUUUUAGGAACAAACGCUGAGCAUCACUGUCGAUUUGAACAAAUUAUAAUGCAUUGUGUUGAGUUUAUACAUAAUAUAUAUAAUUAUGGUUCGCUUAUUUUUUAAUUAUAAUUUCAGUGUUAUAUUAAUUUUUUUUUUUUUUUAUAUUUUAUAACGACUUAUCUGUGAUAUAGCCUAAUUAUUACAAGUUUAAUUAUUUUUCUCUUUUUUUUUUUUUUAAUAUAUAAAAUAUAUAACAAUACAAACUAUUACUGAAUUUGUACACUUGUUAGCAUUAUAUUUAAAGCGUGUAAUAUUGUAUUUAUUAAUUGCACAAUAAACUAUAUAUUUCGAACA